AGGUCCGGGUGUUUCGUCUGCGGAUCUGUGGUGUUUUCUGUGUUGCGGCAUUGUUGUGGAUCUAGAAAUUGCUUCAGGAUGCCGGUGUCACGUUUUGCCAGCCGGCUUCGGAAAGAUUCGAGCACUGAAAUGAUUAGAACUACCUUGGCUCACAGAAAGUCGCUGUCUCAGAAGGAAAACAGACAUAGGGUGUAUGAACAAAAUAGACGCUUUGGUUUGAAGAAUGUCAACAUUCCACUGGAAGGGAGAGGCCUUGUUAAUAUACAUGAGACAUCUCAAGACACUGCUCCAGAAAAGUCCAGCUCCAAAACAAGGUCGGAGACAGUGGCUCUGAGUGAGCAACGGAAGCAGCUCCUUCAGAAAUACAAAGAAGAAAAGCAGCUUCAAAAGUUGAAAGAACAGCGAGAGAAAGCCAAGCGUGGAGUGUUCAAAGUGGGUCUCUACAGGCCUGCUGCACCCGCCUUUCUUGUCACCACAGACCAGAGGGCUGCGAAAGCUGAGCCAGAAAAGGCUUUUCCAUAUACUGGGCGGAUUACAAGAUCAAAGGCCAAGGAGCAUAUGGAGCAGACUAAGACUGGUAGCAGGAAUGUUCCUCAAGCAACCAAAUUUGACCAAAGACAAUUUUCUGAAAAAAAACCAUUAGACAGAGAGAAGAAAGUUGUGCAGCCCAUGGUUUCCACGGCAGGGAAAGCGACUGCAUCAGGGACUGGAUCAGCAGCUACUCAGAGGCCCAAGCAGAUGACCCGAACAGUGUCCUCUACCACAAGAAAGCCAGUCACAAGAGCCACUAAUGAGAAUGAAUCAGAAAGAAUGGGACCAAGUAGAGGGAGACCUGCCAAGAAAGCAGAAGGCAAGCUGGACAAGGUUAUUUCUUCCAAAGUUGAGUGUGAAGAAAAGCAUUUGGAUCCGCAGACCAGUGCGACAAAUGAACCGGAUCCGGGCGGAGUCUUCCAAGAAAUGGAAAACUUGCCUGAGACAGUCCCUGCAAAAGUGAAAGAAAGGAAGUCCUUUGCCCCCAAGCACUGUGUCUUUCAGCCCCCAUGUGGUCUGAAGACCUACCAGAUGGCUCCCCUGAGUCCUAGAAGUGCCAGCGCUUUCUUGACACCCAGUUGUGAUCAGAAGUGUCUAAGACCAGAAGUCACUACAACUCAAGACAAACCAGAUGAAAUCUUCGUACAGCAAAAAUUGGAUUCAGUGACAGACUGUAGUAAAGAACAUGACUUAAAUCAGAAGGUCGCUUCUACUUCAAAUUCAGAUCACCUUUCAGUGAAAGGAGUGACAUCAUUUGAAGUGAGCGAAGGUCAGACAUCUCAGCCCCAGCAUGACGUGCCAUAUUUCAGAAAUAUCCUCCAAUCAGAAACUGACAGACUAACCUCACGCUGUCUGGAGUGGGAGAAGAAGCUGGAACUGGACAUUCCGGAUGAAGCUAAAGAUCUUAUCCGCACAGCAGUUGGUCAAACAAGACUCCUUAUUAAGGAGAGGUUCAGACAGUUUGAAGGACUGGUGGACAAUUGUGAAUAUAAACGAGGCGAGAAGGAGACGACCUGCACAGAUCUGGAUGGAUUCUGGGAUAUGGUUAGUUUUCAGGUCGAUGAUGUAAACGGAAAGUUCAACAACCUGAUCAAACUUGAGGAGUCUGGAUGGAAAGACAAUAAUCCAAGCAAAAAAGUCCUCCGGAAAAAAAUUGUGCCUGGUAGAACUGGCAAAGCAAAACAGGAUGAUGAUGGGCGAGCAGCAGCUAGGAGUCGUCUCGCCGCCAUAAAGAACACAAUGAAAGACAGGCUGCGACAGGAAGCCCAAGCCCACACGGCAGCUCCAGAGACACCAAAGGAAGUUGACAAAAUAGUGUUUGAUGCUGGGUUUUUCAGAAUCGAGAGUCCUGUUAAGUCGUUCUCAGUACUGUCUUCUGAACGUCAUUCUCAAAGAUUUGGAACACAUAUGUCUGCCAGCAAAGUUGUACCUGAGGGCCGGGCUGCAGGGGCUCUUCUAAGACAGAAGACACCACUGAAGAAACCUGACCCUCAGAGCAGCAAGGGUGAGGAUGUUGAUCGGACGUUUUCAGAUCGUCUUGAAAGCAGAUGCAGCCAUGUAGAAGAUGCCCUGUGUCCUGGAGAACAAGAUUCAAGUGAAAUAGAGCAUGAUGUAAAUAAGAUAAAUGUCAAGAUGGAUUGUUUCUCUGUUGAAACGAUGAAUUUGCCUCUUCCUGCUGGUGAUGCUGAUACUAACCAAAAAGAAGCAGCCUCAGCUGAGGAAGGAGUGGGUUCCGCAGUUACCUCCCAGGAUGUGCUGAUGAGUAACCCUGAGACAAGUGCCUGCUCACAGAGGAACUCCUCACAAGAAGCAGCUGAGGUGUCCCAGUCAGUACUGUUACAUAAAAGCCUCACUUCUGAAUGCCACCUUCUUGGUCCACCAGGCCUCAGCUACACCAGCCCCUGCACUGAGGAGACAAGACUGCGAGAUCGCGGCAGACAGUUCUCCUUUGGAGGUGACCUCAUUGUCUUCUCACCACUAAGACCUUGAAGAGAAGAGAACAGCAAGAGGACUUUUAAUUUAAACAUAACUGCAAACAUUCUUUUCUUCACAUUGUUAAUUCUCUAAUACAUCUCUUUUUUUAUUAAAUAUCAAAUAUUGUAUAAAUCAAAAGGGGAGGCAAUCUCCUCAUGGAAGGGUGCCUCUAUUAUAAUACACACAAACUACCAUAAUCCUAGAGAAGAA
This is a messenger RNA of Grammomys surdaster, 2715 nucleotides long. It is a transcript of the gene Dlgap5, whose product is annotated as DLG associated protein 5. Gene Ontology annotation, molecular function: microtubule binding. The record is from RefSeq and is a predicted model, not a curated record. The transcript has 19 exons. The coding region runs from base 79 to 2520 and encodes 813 amino acids. Gene Ontology annotation, biological process: mitotic spindle organization; chromosome segregation; signaling. Gene Ontology annotation, cellular component: nucleus; spindle pole centrosome; cytoplasm. NCBI's taxonomy places the organism in Eukaryota, Metazoa, Chordata, Mammalia, Rodentia, Muridae.